GUGGAGAGGAGGGAGGGACCAUAUCCGGGAGAGAGGCAGCUUCCGACCAGUGGUCGCGCUUCCGGAGAGGCGUUUCCGGUGGCGGCAGCAGCAGCGGCUGUGGUGGUUCCGGGUGUCUUUGUCCCCCCGGUGUCGCGGCCCUGGCCCGCAGGUUUUUCCCCAAGACUCUGAAAGAGGACAGCAUUCCCAAUGUCCCAGUUUAAGCGCCAGCGGAUCAACCCACUACCAGGGGGACGCAACUUCUCAGGCGCAGCUUCAACAUCUCUUUUGGGUCCUCCUCCUGGUUUGCUCACUCCUCCUGUGGCCACAGACCUGUCCCAAAAUGCCAGGCACCUUCAGGGUGGAGAGAAGCAGCGGGUCUUCACUGGCAUUGUUACCAGUUUGCAUGACUACUUUGGGGUGGUGGAUGAAGAGGUCUUUUUUCAGUUAAGUGUGGUGAAGGGCCGGCUGCCCCAGCUGGGUGAGAAGGUGCUGGUGAAGGCUGCAUACAACCCAGGCCAGGCAGUGCCCUGGAAUGCUGUCAAGGUGCAAACGCUCUCCAACCAGCCCCUACUGAAGUCCCCAGCACCUCCCCUUCUACAUGUGGCAGCCCUGGGCCAGAAGCAAGGGAUUCUGGGAGCUCAGCCCCAGCUGAUCUUCCAGCCUCACCGGAUUCCCCCACUCUUUCCUCAGAAGCCUCUGAGUCUCUUCCAAACAUCCCAUACGCUUCAUCUGAGCCACCUGAACAGAUUUCCUGCUCGGGGCCCUCAUGGACGAUUGGAUCCGGGCCGAAGCGAUGACUAUGACUCCAAGAAACGCAAACAGCGGGCUGGUGGAGAGCCUUGGGGUGCUAAGAAACCAAGGCAUGACCUGCCUCCUUACCGAGUCCAUCUCACUCCCUACACUGUGGACAGCUCCACCUGUGACUUCUUAGAACUCCAGCGCCGCUACCGCACCCUGCUGGUUCCCGCAGAUUUUCUGGCUGUGCACCUGAGCUGGCUGUCGGCCUUCCCUCUGAGCCAGCCCUUUUCCCUCCAUCAUCCAAGCCGCAUCCAGGCAUCUUCUGAGAAGGAGCCAGCUCCAGACGCUGGUGCUGAGCCCACGUCCACAGACAGUGACCCUGCUUACAGUUCCAAGGUACUGCUGCUCUCUUCCCCGGGGUUGGAGGAAUUGUAUCGUUGUUGCAUGCUCUUCGUGGAUGACAUGACUGAGCCAAGGGAGACGCCAGAACAUCCUCUGAAGCAAAUUAAAUUUUUGCUGGGCCAGAAAGAAGAGGAGGUAGUGUUGGUGGGGGGCGAGUGGUCUCCUUCUCUGGAUGGCCUCGACCCCAAGGGCGACCCGCAGGUGCUCGUCCGCACUGCCAUCCGCUGUGCGCAAGCCCAGACCGGCAUCGACUUGAGUGCCUGCACCAAGUGGUGGCGCUUUGCUGAGUUUCAGUACCUGCAGCUGGGACCCCCGAGGCGGCUCCAGACCGUGGUGGUGUACCUGCCGGACAUCUGGACCAUCAUGCCUACUUUGGAAGAGUGGGAGGCCCUGUGCCAGCAGAAAGCUGCAGAGGCAGCUCCCCCGCCCCAGGAGGUGCCAGUGGAAACAGAGCCUGCAGAACAGGCAGCUGAUGCACCAGAGCAGGCGGCAGACGCCUCUAAAGAGAAUGCGGAGAAUCCGGAGGCCACUGCGCAGCAGGAAAUGGACACCGACCUCCCAGAGGCCCCUCCACCCCCUCUAGAACCUGCUGUCAUGGCACGCCCCAGCUGUGUAAACCUGUCCAUCCAUAGUAUCGUGGAGGACCGGAGGCCAAAAGAAAGGAUCUCUUUUGAGGUGAUGGUGUUGGCUGAGCUGUUUCUGGAGAUGCUGCAGAGGGAUUUUGGCUAUAGGAUUUAUAAGAUGCUGCUGAGCCUUCCCGAAAAGGUCGUGGCCGCACCCGAACCUGAGAAGGAGGAGGCGGCCAAGGAGGAAGAAGCGGUCAAGGAGGAGGCCAAGGAGUCCAAGGAUGAGGUACAGAGUGAGGGCACAGCUGCCGAGUCAGAUGCCCCGCCGAAGGAAGAUGGGCUUUUGCCCAAACCCCCAUCUUCUGGGGGAGAGGAAGAAGAGAAACCCCGGGGCGAGGUGUCCGAGGACCUCUGCGAGAUGGCCCUGGACCCCGAACUGCUGCUGCUGAGGGACGAUGGGGAGGAGGAGUUCGCAGGAGCCAAGCUGGAGGAUUCCGAGGUCCGGUCGGUUGCCUCGAAUCAGUCAGAGAUGGAGUUCUCAUCCCUUCAGGACAUGCCCAAGGAGCUGGACCCCUCUCCUGUGCUCCCUCUGGACUGUCUUCUUGCUUUUGUCUUCUUUGAUGCCAACUGGUGUGGCUACUUGCAUCGGCGAGACUUGGAGAGGAUCCUGCUUACCCUUGGGCUCCGGCUCAGCGCAGAGCAGGCCAAACAGCUGGUCAGCAGGGUGGUGGCCCAGAACAUCUGCCAGUAUCGGAGCCUUCAGUACAGCCGCCCGGAGGGCCCGGAUGGGGGGCUCCCUGAGGAGGUGCUCUUCGGUGCGUACUGUGCUCUGCGGCCUUCUGGGGACAGCGGAGCAGGCUGCCUUGUCCCGGGACCGUCCCUGAGUCUUUUCACGGCCCUUCUAGGAAACCUGGACCUGCUACCUCCUCCUGGGAAGAGUGCCAAGCCGGGCGCUGCCCCUGUGGAGCACAAGGGCCUGGUGUCCCACAACGGCAGCCUCAUCAACGUGGGGAACCUGCUGCAGCGUGCGGAGCAGCAGGACAGCGGGCGGCUCUACCUGGAGAACAAGAUUCACACACUGGAGCUGAAGCUGGAGGAGAGCCAUAACCGCUUCUCAGCCACUGAAGUGACGAAUAAGACGCUGGCCGCAGAGAUGCAGGAGCUGAGAACCCGGCUGGCUGAGGCUGAGGAGACGGCCCGGACGGCGGAGCGACAGAAGCACCAGCUUCAGCGGCUGCUGCAGGAGUUCCGAAGGCGCCUGACCCCCCUGCAGCUUGAGGUGCAGCGGAUGGUUGAAAAGGCAGACAGCUGGGUAGAGAAGGAGGAGCCAGCACCUAGCAACUGAGGGGCCUGGUGCAGGAGCUGCCAUCCUGUGAGGUCAGCGAUGGAGCCUGCUGAAGUUAGAGCCCUUUUGGUUCUAGAAAGAAGCUGGAGCAGGACCUGGGAGCCAUAGGCAGGGGUGGCUGACCCCUGUGCUCGGCCUCUGUAGAGGAGCUCAGGCCGUCAGGGUGGGGUCUGUCUGUGCCGUGUGGGACGGAUGAGUGAGGAAGCCGGUUCCACUUGCAACUAAAUCCAACAUCUUCUGCACCCCUCGAAUGUCAUUUUGCCCUCUACCUUGGGAUUCCUCCUGGGGCCCUUUCGUCUUGUGCUUUCUCCUGUCCUCUUCCAGUUUAGAAUAAGACGGGAGGAAAAGGCUUUUUGAGUCUGUUGUAAGGUCUGAUGCCAAUAAACUGAAGAAACAGACGUGGAAGCUGGCUGGGGGUAAGAGCCCCUUCCUCCGGAUGGCACAAAUCCUGCCAGGUUUCAGGAGCAGGUUCUGGGGGGAAGGGUCUCCCGUGGCCAUCGCAGGAACAGAGUCAGUCAGUGCUAGCGAGCGUUUAGCGUUGGGCAGUGUUUGUUUGGCAGUGAACACUGUUCCAGCCACCCCAGACUUGCCAGAAGAAACCAGCACCUCUUUUCCCUGGCUCCCCAUGUUCAGAAUGUGGUAUUGGCUCUGGCCCAGCCUUUUCCCUGUUCCCCAUAAGUCUCGCCUCUUUCCAUAAUCCGUGGUUUCAGUUUGACUUUGUAUAUAAAGUGUUCUGUUUUGGUUUUUUUUUGGCUUUUUGUUUUUUAAAUAAACCAAAGUCAAAACAAA
Molecule: messenger RNA, 3822 nt
Organism: Delphinapterus leucas (beluga whale)
Lineage: Eukaryota; Metazoa; Chordata; Mammalia; Artiodactyla; Monodontidae
Source: RefSeq, a predicted model, not a curated record